This is a messenger RNA of Yamadazyma tenuis ATCC 10573, 1269 nucleotides long. It is a transcript of the gene RAD18, whose product is annotated as E3 ubiquitin-protein ligase. Gene Ontology annotation, biological process: protein monoubiquitination; DNA damage tolerance. Gene Ontology annotation, cellular component: Rad6-Rad18 complex; nucleus. NCBI's taxonomy places the organism in Eukaryota, Fungi, Ascomycota, Pichiomycetes, Serinales, Debaryomycetaceae. Gene Ontology annotation, molecular function: single-stranded DNA binding; ubiquitin protein ligase activity. The record is from RefSeq and is a predicted model, not a curated record.
AUGUUUGAUCCAUUUGCAAAAAACCUUGCAGAUGUUACAGACCCGUCUGAGUGGAAGCCAACUAAGUUACCGAUGCUCUCGCAGCUUGAAAGUCUCCAACGAUGCUACAUUUGUAAAGAAUUCCUCCUGGCUCCGGUGCUCACUUCUUGCAAUCACACCUUCUGCUCCAGUUGCAUACGACAACACUUGAUGAUCAAAAAUACGUGUCCUUUGUGUCUUUCCAACCAGUUAGAAAGUAAUCUAAGACGCGUGGUUGUUCUCGAAGAGAUUGUGAACUGUUUCAAGAGUUUAAGGCCGUUUUUACUCGACUUUUUACAACCACCUAGCAAUGAUUCUGUUUCUUCCACCAGCGACCGCACAGAAAUCCGCCUGGUGCCGAAGCGGAAACUACCAUCACCAGAAACAUCUUCUCUCCCGGAUUCUGACGAUGUGAUUAUCAUUUCCGAAGAAGACGAACCGAUGAAACGGACAAAGCUAUCUGCCGAUGAAGCUGAAUGUCCCAUUUGCAACAAGAAAAUGGAACCUGAGUUUCUCCAGAAUACCCACAUCGACAAUUGUCUUAAUGGACACAGUGACGUGCUACCUAAGGAAAAGCCAGGUGGUGGUAAAAAGGGGAUUCUGGCUUUUUUCAAACCUCGGGCUAAAAAUAAUGAAUCAAACAGCGCUGAAAACGCUCUCAAGAUCAACCACCUGGACUUCUACUUCAACAGUGCUGAAAAACACGUCGUGAAGGAGAUCCGGUUGGCCAAACUAGACUUUAAUUCUUUGUCGGUACCCAAACUCAAAGAGAAACUCCAUGCCAUAGGGAUUCCUACCACCGGCUCACGUCACCAGCUCGAGCUCAGGUACAACCAGUACUAUAUUCUUUUCAACGCAAACCUUGAUAGUAGCCACCCUGUGGAUGUUAGAGUUCUUCGUCAAAGACUUAGUCGAUGGGAGUCAUCUCACGUGGCAUUCACCAACGCUGGGAACGGAAGUAUUUUUGGUGGCCGGAUGAGUACAAGAAGUAUAACUGAUAAGCAGUUCCUGGUAACCGAAUGGCAGCAGGCGUACCACCAAGACUUUAAGGAAUUGACUCGCCGUGCGAGGGCCAAUACGCAAAGAAACCUAAACCUUAAAACAAGAACCACUCUAGAAUCUGAAGAUUCAAAUACUCAUCCCAAGCCAUCUCAGGGGCUAGAAGGGUAUACCCCUCUUGAUUCUAAUGAUGUGGUUAAGGAGGACUCGGAGGUGGAAACGUCCGGUAAGAAAAUGGCUCAAGCCGGAUAA